Hipposideros armiger (great roundleaf bat) is the source of this 1543-nucleotide messenger RNA. RefSeq names its product keratin, type II cuticular Hb5. The record is from RefSeq and is a predicted model, not a curated record. Bases 20 to 1543 code for a protein of 507 amino acids. Gene Ontology annotation, biological process: intermediate filament organization; keratinization. NCBI's taxonomy places the organism in Eukaryota, Metazoa, Chordata, Mammalia, Chiroptera, Hipposideridae. Gene Ontology annotation, molecular function: structural constituent of skin epidermis. Gene Ontology annotation, cellular component: keratin filament. The transcript has 9 exons.
CUCUGAUCAGACACACAGGAUGUCGUGCCGCUCCUACCGGAUCAACUCAGGAUGUGGGGUCCCCAGAACCUUCAGCUCCUGCUCAGCUGUGGCCCCCAAAACCGGCAACCGCUGCUGCAUCACUGCUGCCCCUUAUCGGGGGGUGUCCUGCUACCGGGGGCUGACGGGCUUCGGCAGCCGCAGCCUCUCUCACCUGGGCGCCUGUGGGCCCCGCAUGGCUGUGGGCGGCUUCUACACAGGCUCCUGCGGCCGCAGCUUCGGAUACCGCUCCGGCGGCGUGUGUGGACCCAGCCCGCCCUGCAUCACCACCGUGUCUGUCAACGAGAGCCUCCUCACACCCCUCAACCUGGAGAUCGACCCCAACGCGCAGUGCGUGAAGCAUGAGGAGAAGGAGCAGAUCAAGUGCCUCAACAACAGGUUCGCUGCCUUCAUCGACAAGGUGCGCUUCCUGGAGCAGCAGAACAAGCUGUUGGAGACCAAGUGGCAGUUCUACCAGAACCAGCGCUGCUGCGAGAGCAACCUGGAGCCGCUGUUCAAUGGCUACAUCGAGACGCUGAGGCGGGAGGCUGAGUGUGUGGAGGCUGACAGCGGGAGGCUGGCCUCAGAGCUCAACCACGUGCAGGAGGUGCUGGAGGGCUACAAGAAGAAGUAUGAAGAGGAGGUGGCUCUGAGAGCCACGGCAGAGAACGAGUUUGUGGUUCUAAAGAAGGAUGUGGACUGUGCCUACCUGCGGAAAUCAGACCUAGAGGCCAACGUGGAGGCCCUGGUGGAGGAGUCUAGCUUCCUGAAGCGCCUUUAUGAUGAGGAGCUUCAGGUUCUCCACGCUCACAUCUCAGACACCUCCGUCAUUGUCAAGAUGGACAACAGCCGGGACCUCAACAUGGACUGCGUCGUGGCCGAGAUCAAGGCUCAGUACGACGACGUCGCCAGCCGCAGCCGUGCCGAGGCUGAGUCCUGGUACCGCAGCAAGUGUGAGGAGAUGAAGGCCACGGUGAUCCGUCACGGGGAGACCCUGCGCCGCACCAAGGAGGAGAUCAACGAGCUGAACCGCAUGAUCCAGAGGCUGACCGCUGAGAUUGAGAAUGCCAAGUGCCAGCGGGCCAAGCUGGAGGCAGCUGUGGCCGAGGCAGAGCAGCAGGGCGAGGCGGCCAUCAGCGAUGCCCGCUGCAAGCUGGCUGAGCUGGAGGCCGCCCUGCAGAAGGCCAAGCAAGACAUGGCCUGCCUGCUGAAGGAGUACCAGGAGGUGAUGAACUCCAAGCUGGGCCUGGACAUUGAGAUCGCCACCUACAGGCGCCUGCUGGAGGGCGAGGAGCAUAGGCUGUGCGAAGGUGUGGGUGCCGUGAAUGUCUGCGUCAGCAGCUCCCGUGGAGGAGUCACCUGUGGGGGUCUCACGUGUAGCACCACCCCCGGGCGCCAGAUUGCCUCUGGCCCCAUGGCCUCCGGGAGCAGCAUCACAGUAAUGGCGCCCGACUCCUGUGCCCCUUGUCAGCCCCGCUCCUCCAGCUUUAGCUGCGGGAGCAGCCGGUGCGUCCGCUUUGCGUAG